CUCACACAAACCCACCCUCUCUCUCUUCCUUUUUUUUUAUUGGAACGAAAAAAAAAAAAGAAAGGUCAAUGACUACCACGACGACAACGGCCAACAGUCGCUCCAAUACUGUCACGACCAUGAACAAGGGCAUUCUAAAAAAGCCAGCCAAGAAGCCACCUUCCGUUACCUCAACCGGCUCGACCAGUUCCUGGCUCACCCGCAUUCAGUCCAAACUAUAUUAUUCAUCCACAGACGGUAGCGAUCCUUAUGCAGUUCCUGCACUGCCGAGACAAGAGCUGAAACGAGUGACUUUUUCCGUCAGAAAGCUUACGACCGAGUAUAUUCUUUACAACAAUGUGGAUGACAAGGACGACAUGUUGACCGAUACUAGUCAACAAUCGUCACCUUCUCAAACGACGUUUAUAGAUGACCAACAACAAGGCGACGACAACGACAACGAUCAAUUCGACACUAAUUACCAGUCAACAAGCAUUAGCAGUUGCAGGGAAUUGCCCAAAUACUAUGAACGAGCUUGUCGACUUCGUGAAGAACAACCACUGGAAAGCUUUAUGGAUUUGCUACGUUCUAGUUGCUUCUCACGCUUAACGACGAUUAACUUGGCAAAUCAAAUGAUCGACUCGAGACAAGCAGGGCCAAUUGCAGAUAUCCUCAUGUUAAAUUGCGGUCUGUGCAGUCUUGAUCUUUCCAAUUGUGGUAUGAACGACGAGACUGUUCGAAUCUUGCUUCAUAGCUUGCUGAUCACCGAUCGACUCCCUGAAUUAAAACUUGCGGGAAAUGCCUUCAAGGCCGACGGAUUCAAAUACAUUUCUAUCUAUAUUAGCCAGUCAAGAGCUAUCAAAUCAAUAGACCUAUCUCGAUCUGUACCCGAUAAACGAGCGUUACGUUACCUUUCUCACGCAGUCCAUAUCGCCCCAUCAUUACAAAAGUUGAUAUUGGACCAUUGUUCGCUAAAAGCACCAUUGAUCGAGAUCUUGGCUGGCGGUGUCCGUCAAUCCAUAUCAUUGAACCACCUUUCGUUACGCCACAACCGUAUUUCACAAAAUGCAGCACCAUGGAUCGCCGCCAUGUUGAUCAAUGACGAACCGAUCGAAAUGUAUUGGCAAACGGGUGAAUAUCCACGACGCGGGAUUCAGCAAUUGGAUUUGACUGGCAACUACUUGCAGCAAGCUGUCGCAUCUAUUGCCCAAGCAUUAUACAACAAUCGCUCGUUGACACAUUUGAUAUUGACUGACUGUCAGAUAUAUCCAAAUGAAUGUGCUAGAUUGGCCGAAGCUUUGCUUUCAAACCAUCAUUUACAAGUACUCGACCUUUCGGAUAAUCCGUUAGCCAACAAAUCCGAUGAAGGCAUUCAAAGCAUCAAGACAGCAUUGUCAAGAAACCAUUUUCUACGUGAACUCAAUCUUGCAGGGACAGAUCUAGAUUCCAGCGCUGCAAUUGCACUCGCUGAAUGUUUACCCGAAAAUUCAACAUUGUCCCGUCUUGAUCUAUCACGUAAUCCACACAUCACCAUGGCUGGUGUCUUGGCUCUAUCAAUAUCUAUCAAGAUGAAUCACACAUUGACGUUUUUGGAUAUUAACAUACCGCCAAACGAGGUGGACAUGGCCGAAUUACAAAAUGAUAUCGUCGCAGUUUGCACACGCAACAUGCAGCGAUCGUAUGAAGACAGUCUGUACUAUUCACCACAGAAGCUCCAAGAGGUAGAUGAUGACGAAGGAGAACAAGUGGUGUCGGAAGAAGACGCGCUGAACGGAACUUCGUCCUCAUCAACGCUCUCUUCGUCCUCGUCGUCAUCAUCAUCGCCUAGGUCACACAACGAUGACGAUGUUGACGAUGCUUCUUACCAUAACAGCGUUACCAACAGCACGACUACUACCACUACGACUACGACUAUCCAAGAUAAACGUAGCUCGAAUGUCUCAAUAUCCUCAGCUUAUUCUUUCGAUGAGAUUCCCAUGUGAAACAAGUUUAAAACUCGUAUACCAUCUUCUUCUUCUUUAAUUAUACUUGUCGUCUUACUAUCCUUUCUCUCACCGCCAUCAUCUUAUUUCAUAUACCAACAGCCCUUUUUCUUCUCUUGCUUUUCUUUCUGUGAAUAUUAUUUCUUCUAUCAACGUCAUCAUCUACAUUAUCCUAUUCGUUAUAUAAAGCUUUUUUUCCAUCGGUCUUUCAC
Zychaea mexicana is the source of this 2173-nucleotide messenger RNA. RefSeq lists its product as uncharacterized. The record is from RefSeq and is a predicted model, not a curated record. Gene Ontology annotation, biological process: nucleocytoplasmic transport; activation of GTPase activity. The coding region runs from base 69 to 1961 and encodes 630 amino acids. Gene Ontology annotation, cellular component: cytosol; perinuclear region of cytoplasm; nucleus. Lineage: Eukaryota; Fungi; Mucoromycota; Mucoromycetes; Mucorales; Lichtheimiaceae. The transcript has 8 exons. Gene Ontology annotation, molecular function: GTPase activator activity; small GTPase binding.